AUGAAGAUUGCAACAACUUCAGACGGUCCAAAGUAUACUGAGUUAGAGAAGGUUAUGGAUUUUAGUAAGACAUGGUCUGAACCGAAAAGGAUGAUGGUUGGUAGGCUGAUGUUAUUAUCUGUUGCAGUACAUGGCAUACAUCAUGGUUCUAGGAUCCCUCUUUCCAGUGCUAAAAGGGUUUUUGAUCCAGUUGGUUUUGAAAAACAUCCUUGGGGUCGAGUGGCUUUUACUUGCCUAGUUAAUUCAGUGAAGAUUGUUGACUUAGAUAAAGACUCUUACACGGUUCAAGGAUGUGUGCAUGCUUUGUUGAUUUGGUUGUAUGAAAGUGUUUCUGGCAAUGGAGAACUAUAUGGGCUGAGAAGGUCUACGAGUACUGGCAUUCCACUUCUUGAUUGGCACUCAAGCCGGAAAGGUAUCAAGAUUGAUGAAUUCAUAAAGAAUGAGAUGGCUAAACAUGGACAUGUGCGUGUAAAGCACAUGGUUCAACCGUUGGAGGAAAAUAUGUAUCCUAAAUGGAGUGACGACGUGGAGAAGGAUCCAGCGCUAGACAACCUGAUUACUGAUCUUGUCCAUCAUUGUUUACCUUCAGAUGUUUGGAAAGUUGACAAAACAGUGACCAUGGGAAGAAAAAAAGGAAAGCUAAGGAAAAUGUGA
Messenger RNA from Camelina sativa (false flax), 654 nucleotides. RefSeq lists its product as uncharacterized. The record is from RefSeq and is a predicted model, not a curated record. Lineage: Eukaryota; Viridiplantae; Streptophyta; Magnoliopsida; Brassicales; Brassicaceae.